Molecule: messenger RNA, 873 nt
Organism: Paramecium sonneborni
Lineage: Eukaryota; Ciliophora; Oligohymenophorea; Peniculida; Parameciidae
Source: the annotation of a GenBank genome assembly
UUUUAAUUCAAAUAAUCAGUUAGAUAUGUCAAACAAUAGAAGUAAUGUAUAAUAAAAUAGAUUAGAUUAUUCACCAUCAAGAGAGAGAGUAGCAAAAAUAAGUUCUUAAUUAAGUUAAAUGGAUUUAACAAUAGAAGGAGAGAGAGUAAUAAAAUAAUUAUAUAUAUAGACAAAAAGAAUAGAAGAAUCAGAGACAAGAUUAGAUUAAUUGGAAUCAGGAUUGAAUGAAUUAAAUGAAUAAUUAAGUUAAAGAGUGGCCUUGAUUAAAGAUAGUGUAUUGAAAUUAUAGAAAGUUUUGGAUUAAACAAAAUUAUAAAGAGAAUAACAUUUUGAAUAAAAAUAAAAGGAAUAUAUAGAUUUAGAGAAUUCAUUCAAUUAAGCAGUUGAAGGAUUGACAUCAUCAAGAAAAGAUGGAGAAUAAAAAAUUAUAAGAUUUAUUGAAGAAAAAACAGGAUUAAUAAGAAGUGAAUUAAGUACAGAAAGUAGAACAAGAAAUGAAAAUAUUGAGAGAUUGAAUUAAUGUUUAGAAACUGAUUUACCAAGAUUACAUGAAGCUAUUAAAACAGAAGUAGCUGAAAGAGAAGAAAUGGAUUCUAAUAUAUCUAGAAAAAUGAAUGAAGAAUUAAGCAAAUUAAACUAAUUGUUAGUUUAAGAGAAAGUUAAUAGAUAAGAAUCAGAAUAAGCAAUCUUUGAUAUGUUAAAAGAUGUUGUUAACAGAAUUAAAACUGAAGUAGAUAAUGAAAAAAAAUAAAGGUUUCUAUUAUUAUUUAUUAUCUUUCUAGAGAAUCAACUGAAGAAACACUUUUAGCUUUAUUAGAAGAUACUUGCAAUAAAGUUAAUGCAGCUUAACUAGCAUGAGUUAAUAAUCAUUAU